Molecule: messenger RNA, 1158 nt
Organism: Purpureocillium lilacinum
Lineage: Eukaryota; Fungi; Ascomycota; Sordariomycetes; Hypocreales; Ophiocordycipitaceae
Product: isocitrate dehydrogenase (NAD(+)) idh1
Biological process (GO): tricarboxylic acid cycle; isocitrate metabolic process
Cellular component (GO): mitochondrion
Molecular function (GO): NAD binding; isocitrate dehydrogenase (NAD+) activity; magnesium ion binding
Source: RefSeq, a predicted model, not a curated record
AUGCUGUCGCGUGGCUCUAUGAGGACGGCGCAGGUCCUGCGCGGUGCCACCACUGCCGCUGCCGGCCAGCCGCAGCAUCUCGCCGCCCGGUCCUUCGCGACGGUCCAGUCCGACAUCUUCAAGCCGGCCAAGUUCGGCGGCAAGUACACGGUGACGCUGAUCCCCGGCGACGGCAUCGGCGCCGAGGUGGCCGAGUCGGUCAAGACCAUCUUCAAGGCGGACAACGUGCCCGUCGAGUGGGAGCAGAUCGAGGUCUCGGGCAUCGACUCGGUGGGCGCGGGUCGCACCGAGGACGCCUUCCGCGAGUCGGUGGCGUCGCUCAAGCGCAACAAGCUGGGCCUCAAGGGCAUCCUGCACACGCCCAUCAGCCGGUCCGGCCACCAGAGCUUCAACGUGGCCAUGCGCCAGGAGCUCGACAUCUACGCCAGCAUCUCCCUCAUCAAGAACAUCCCCGGCUACGAGACGCGCCACAAGGACGUCGACCUGUGCAUCAUCCGCGAGAACACCGAGGGCGAGUACUCGGGCCUCGAGCACCAGAGCGUCCCGGGCGUCGUCGAGUCCCUCAAGAUCAUCACCCGCGCCAAGUCGGAGCGCAUCGCCAAGUUCGCCUUUGCGUUCGCCCUCGCCAACGGCCGCUCCAAGGUGACGUGCAUCCACAAGGCCAACAUCAUGAAGCUGGCCGACGGCCUGUUCCGCAGCACCUUCCACUCGGUCGCCAAGGAGUACCCCACGCUCGAGGUCAACGACAUGAUUGUCGACAACGCCUCCAUGCAGGCCGUCUCGCGCCCCCAGCAGUUUGACGUCAUGGUUAUGCCCAACCUGUACGGCGGCAUCCUGUCCAACAUUGGCGCCGCCCUCGUCGGCGGGCCCGGCAUCGUCCCCGGCUGCAACAUGGGUCGCGACGUGGCCGUCUUCGAGCCCGGCUGCCGCCACGUCGGCCUCGACAUCAAGGGCAAGGACCAGGCCAACCCCACGGCCCUGAUCCUCUCGGGCAGCAUGCUGCUGCGCCACCUGGGCCUCGACGACCACGCCAACCGCAUCUCCAAGGCCGUCUACGGCGUCAUUGCCGAGGGCAAGGUCCGCACGCGCGACAUGGGCGGCGAGUCCACGACGCACGAGUUCACCAAGGCCAUCCUCGACAAGAUGGAGACCAUCUAA